Limanda limanda (common dab) is the source of this 1338-nucleotide messenger RNA. RefSeq names its product tripartite motif-containing protein 16-like. The transcript has 3 exons. The record is from RefSeq and is a predicted model, not a curated record. The annotation marks the transcript as partial. Lineage: Eukaryota; Metazoa; Chordata; Actinopteri; Pleuronectiformes; Pleuronectidae. Gene Ontology annotation, molecular function: zinc ion binding; protein binding.
GUGGAUCUACUGAAGGAUCCGGUGACUACUGUCUGUGGACACAGCUACUGUAAGAGCUGUAUUAACACCCACUGGGACAAAGAGGAGGAGAGAGGAAGCUACAGCUGUCCUCAGUGUAGACAGACCUUCACACCGAGGCCUGUCCUGGAGACAAACACCAUGUUAGCUGAAUCACUGGAGGAGCUGAAGAAGACUGGACUCCAAGCUGCUCUUGCUGAUCACUGCUAUGCUGGACCUGAAGAUGUGGCCUGUGAUGUCUGCACUGGGAGAAAACUGAGAGCUCUCAAAUCCUGUUUGGUUUGUUUGGCCUCUUAUUGUGAAAAACACCUCCAGCCUCAUCUUCAGUCAGCUGCAUUGAAAAAGCACAAGCUGGUGGAGCCCUCGAAGAAGCUCCAGGAGAACAUCUGCUCUCGUCACAACGAGGUGAUGGAGAUGUUCUGCCGCACUGAUCAGCAGUGUAUCUGUUAUCUCUGCUCUGUGGAGGAACAUAAAGACCACGACACAGUGUCAGCUGCAGCAGAAAGGACUGAGAGGCAGAGAGAGCUCGGGCUGAGGAGACAAACCAUCCAGCAGAGAGUCCAGAACAGAGAGAAAGAUGUGAAGCUGCUUCAACAGGAGGAGGAGGCCGUCAAUGGCUCUGCUGAUAAAGCAGUGGAGGACAGUGAGGAGAUCCUCAAUGAGAUGAUCCGUCUGCUGGAGGAAAGAAGCUCUGAUGUGGAGCAGAAGAUCAGAUCCCAGCAGGAAACUAAAGUGAGUCGAGUCAGAGAGAUUCAGGAGAAACUGGAGCAGGAGAUCACUGAGCUGAAGAGGAAAGACCAUGAACUGAAGCAGCUCUCAGACACAGAGAACAGAGCGGACUUCUUAAGAUAUUCACAGGAAAUCACACUGGAUCCAAACACAGCACACACACGUCUGUUAUUAUCUGAGGGAAACAGAAAAGUAACAUGGAUGAGAAAAGGGCAGUAUUAUAAUAACAAACAAAGAUUCAGUGAUGGGUUUCAGGUCCUGAGUAGAGAGUGUCUGACUGGACGUUGUUACUGGGAGGUGGAGGUGGACGAGGGGGUGGGCGGAGUUGGUGUAGCAGUCGCAUACAAGAAUAUCAAAAGAAAAGGACACUCAUGUGAUAGUAUAUUUGGAUACAAUGAUAAAUCUUGGAAAUUAUCUUGUCAUGGAAAAAGUUAUGACUUUCAUUACAACACAUGCAGGACUCCAGUGUCAGGUCCUUGGUCCUCCAGAAUAGGAGUGUACCUGGAUCACAGAGCAGGUGUUCUGUCCUUUUACAGCUUCUCUGACACCAUGACUCUCAUCCACAGAGUCCAGACUAGUUCGUCGCGUUGA